AAUAGGACUAUGUGCUACAGUCUGUCCUGACUGUUUUUUGCCCAACAGAUAAUUAAAAGUUUGACCUGGAGGUGGCUAAUCCGAGGGAGUUUUUUGUUUGGUUGUCCUGGGCCAAAUCUCAGGGUCAUUAAGAGUUGCCUGGAGUCCCAGUGGCUCACACAGCAGGACUGAAAAUGAAUUAUCUGAACGUGUUGGCUAAGGCAUUAUAUGACAAUGUGGCAGAGUCUCCAGAUGAGCUCUCCUUCCGAAAAGGAGACAUAAUGACCGUGUUGGAGCGAGACACUCAAGGCUUGGAUGGCUGGUGGCUCUGCUCAUUACAUGGGCGCCAGGGCAUUGUACCAGGUAACCGACUCAAAAUUUUGGUGGGCAUGUAUGAUAAACAACAGCAGCAGCAGCCCCUUAGCCCACAACCAUGUACACCUCAAAGCCACCUCAGCAUACCACCCAGUGCCUAUUCUAAACCCUUGCCUUCUACCCAGUACACAACCAUGCACCCUGCCUGCACCAGCCCUCCCAACUUGUACCAGGUGCCCACUGGUCCCCAGACUCCACAGACCCAGCCCAAAGCACCCCCUCUUACACAGAAACAAUGUACUGGCAAGUAUCACCCCAUCACACAGGAAAUCUAUCAGGUGCCGCCCUCCAUGGGCACACCAGGCCAGGAGGUCUAUCAGGUGCCACCUGCAACAGAAGAGCAGGAUGUGUAUCAGGUGCCACCUUCUUUGAACCAGAAACAAGAAAUCUACCAAACCCCACCAUCCAUGGACAAGAGAUGCUGGGACUCCUCCAAGACAUUGGGGAAGGUGGUGGUGCCCACACGGGUUGGCCAAAUGUAUGUGUUUGACACAGGAAAGACAGAGCAGGAUGAGUACAAUAUUCCCAGACAUCUGCCACCCUCCCAGGACAUCUAUGAUAUACCUCCUCCUCGUGGCCAAUACAACCAGCAGGUAUAUGAUACUCCUCCCAUGGUGAUGAAAGGCCCAACCAGUCGUGAUGUGCAAGAAAUCUAUGACACUCCACCAAAUGUGGACAAGAACCAACUGUUGUCCCAGCAAAUGGUAUACGACUUUCCCCCAUCGGUCAGUAAGGAUGUUUUAGAUGGCCUAAUCAGAGAAGAGACAUAUGAUGUCCCGCCACAUUUUGCCAAAAUAAGUCCAACCGCAAAUACAGCCAAUCCUGAACUAUCUAUCCCUGAAGAUGUGUAUGACGUCCCUCCUCCCCUAGCUGGCAAAGCACAGGCUGAGGUGCAAGAAAUCUAUGACAUCCCCAGCAGCCAACACCAUGGUGAUGUCUAUGACUUUCCACGUGAGCACCUGCCAGUCACAGAAGAAUCGUGUGACUACGUUUAUGAUGUACCCCCACAAGUAGUACGUGAUGCAGCAAGUGCCACCACUGAGGAACUCACAGUUAGCUUUAAACGUCUGUCAGCCUCCAGCACAGGUAGCAUCCGCAGCAAUCAUUCCAAUUCAUCCCUUGACACAGUUCCAGUCAGGGACAGCUCAGUGCCAGGUGGUGCCGUAGCAAAUGCCUCACAAGCCACUGACCGUACAUUGCAGGCUAAACUUAGCAAGCAAGUUCAAAAGAUGGACGAGGCCUUCCAGGGUUUGCUCAAGCACAAUCAGGCACUGGAUAUUCUGGGGUGGGCACCUUCUGCCCUCCCAGUGCCUGCUCCCAACAGUGGAGGGGAUGACCUUGACCGGCUGGUAAUGUGUGCUCGGGCAGUGCCCGAUGACACUAAGCAUCUGGCGUCCUUUUUGCAUGGAAAUGCCACACUGCUCUUCAGACGGACAAACAGACAACAACAGCAUGCCACAGAUGCACUGGCUCAGCUGACCAGCAAUGCCUCAACCUAUCAAUCAGGCACACCAGACAGGGCCAACAUCCAGUCCCGCCCUCUGCCAUCGCCACCCAAGUUUACAGCUGAGGAAGAGACAGCUGAGCGGCCUUAUGAGACUACAGAGGAGGGCUGGAUGGAGGAUUACGACUACGUACAUUUACAGGGUAAGGAGGAAUUUGAAAAGAACCAGAGGCAGCUGUUGGAAAAAGGCAGACACAAUAAGACUCAGCUAGAGCAACAGCAGCUUAAGCAGUUCGAGAGGCUGGAGCAAGAAGUUAGCCGACCAAUCAAUAAUGACAUCUCGAACUGGACUCCACCUUUACACUGUCCCCCUCCAUCACGCAGCAAGCUGUGUGCAGGUGAUCGGCAACUGCUACUGUUCUACUCAGAACAGUGUGAGGCAAACAUCACUACACUGACCAAUGCCAUUGAUGCUUUUUACUCAUCCAUCAACAACAACCAGCCUCCAAAGAUUUUUGUUGCCCACAGCAAGUUUGUCAUCCUCAGUGCCCACAAGCUGGUCUUUAUUGGAGAUACUGUCUCGCGUCAAGCUAAGUCCCCUGAGGUACGGAGCAGGGUGGCACAGCACAGCAAUGUGCUGUGUGAAAAGCUGAAGGACAUCGUAGUUAGCACCAAGACUGCUGCGUUGCAGUACCCUUCUCCAGGGGCAGCACGGGACAUGACUGAAAGGGUACGCGAAUUGUCUGGCUGCACCCAGCAGUUCCGCAUGGCUCUCAAUCACCUACUGUCCAUGUGAUAACACAAAAGAUUUGUACAAAAAACACUACUGCAACACAUGCAUUAAGUUCCACAUAGUUGCACAUACUUGGUUUAUGUCCAUAGCUUCUGCUUUUUAUUUCCCAAAAAGUGGAUUGUGCCAUUGCUUGUAAAUUAAUUGAUGUAAAUAUUUAAGUUUCUGUAAGAUGCGGAGGUGUAGUAAGACAAAACGAGUUGAUGAACUAUCUGUUUAAACAACAAAGGAGAGAAAACUGAAAAGCAGUUUUUGGAUAUUAUACUUAUUAUUAGUAGUUCUGUUAUUGUUAUUAUUGCUAUAAUGUAAUUAUUGCUCUGAUUAUUACAACCUUUAUGAGAUGUUAAGAAGGGUCCAGAAUUUAAAAUGUGUAUCUAAAUGUACCUAAUGCUGUUUUUAAUUAGUUUGUUUGUAUGACAAAGUUGAUGGUACACCAUUUGGUCAAAAGUAUGUGGACACCCAACCAUGAACCUGUUGGAUAUCCAAUUCCAAAAACAAUGGGCAUUAGAGUUGGUGUUCUCUUUGCACCUGUAACAGUCUAAACCUUUUUGAGAAUGUGUGUGAAAUAAAGUGUGUCUGGAUGAAUUUCUACCCAUUUAGUCAAAGGGUCUCAUAAUUGGUGAUGGCUUGGCUCACAAUUGACAUUCCAUCGCAUACCAACAGUGUUUAAUUGGGUUAAGGUCAGGGCUCUGAACAGGCCAGUUAAGUUCCUUCCCUCUAAAUUCAUCAAGCUGUGUCUUCAUAGAUAUGAAUUUGUGCACAAAGAAUACAGUUCUGCUGGACCUGGAAA
Messenger RNA from Trichomycterus rosablanca, 3378 nucleotides. It is a transcript of the gene bcar1, whose product is annotated as BCAR1 scaffold protein, Cas family member. The record is from RefSeq and is a predicted model, not a curated record. Gene Ontology annotation, molecular function: protein binding. The coding region runs from base 174 to 2594 and encodes 806 amino acids. Gene Ontology annotation, cellular component: cytoplasm; focal adhesion; plasma membrane. Gene Ontology annotation, biological process: cell surface receptor protein tyrosine kinase signaling pathway; cell migration. The transcript has 7 exons. NCBI's taxonomy places the organism in Eukaryota, Metazoa, Chordata, Actinopteri, Siluriformes, Trichomycteridae.